AUAGACCGCGAACGGUUAUUUGAAAAUCAUAAAUCAGACGUUAGGAACGGCUAUCAAAACCAAUACUCUGUAAAUACCCAUCGGCUUUAAUGGACAAGUCAAAUUUAAUGAACUCGUGGUAAGGAUAUGUGGUUUCAUAUUUGAGCAGUGGCAGCGGUUUAUCGAGAAAACCCCAAAGGAAUCGACUGUAUUUAUGUUAAUUAAUUAAUUUAUUGUUCCUCUGGGUCAGAUUAUUAUUUUUGCUCCACACUAAGAAAAUUGGGUGUUUGCGAAGGACUUGACUGAACCAGAAUUGGCAGCGAAAGCUGCUCAGAAAGUCGAAAGACCGAAGUGAUUAGUUAGUAGUAAUCUUUUCUUGGAUUGUUGGAUGCCUUCCGAUUACACUGCUACGUCAAUGAGCAUUUAAAAUUAAUAAUUCAGGAUUCCGUGAUUCGCAGGUAUCUUACCGAAGGAAAAUCGGUUGAAAUUUUCAUGAUGUCCACAAAUGCAGGUGACGCGUCAGUUAGAGCACACACGAAAGCUCUGUUUAGAGCUUUGAUUUAGGGGCCGAAUUAUUUGACAUGCACCAUGCAUGUGCUGGGGCUGUUUGGAGCCGUUGCAUGCGUUUUGAGUGUCCGAGGCCAACAGUUCAAGAUUGUGACGCUCCAUCAACCAGACCAAGCAGCCGAAGUGAAAUACUUUGAAAACGCUUUUCUGAAGGUGAACAAAGAUGAGGAAAUUGCCUUCCUUGAUGUGCUGUUGAAUGAAGAUGAAAGCGGCCACUAUAAGCAGAUUUGCGACGCCCUUUCCACAGGUUUCAGCCUCAUCCUUGACUUUGCCUGGUCCGGAACCGAAGUGGCUCAAGAUCUGACCAGCAACAUGAGCCUGCCGUAUUUGCACGUUGAUGUUUCCGUAGCUCCAUUCUUGGUCCUGUUGGACUCUUAUUUAGAUAGCAGGAAUUCGACGGAUGUUGUGGUGGUUUUCGAUAAGGAGGAAUAUAUCGACCAAUCGCUGUAUUACUGGUUGGACUCGGUGCGACUAAGGCUGGUGAUGGCUGAUGCCUUGAAUCGAUCCACGGCCAGUAAGAUUGAGAGCAUUCGUCCAAUUCCUCAUAGUUUUGCCAUUGUUGCAUCCGCAAAGAACAUGAACAAACUGGUUUCGCAGGCACUGAACGAGGAUCUUAUGUCGCUCUCAGAUCGUUGGAACUUAGUUUUCACCGACUUUGAAACCGGAAUUUUCGACAAGAGCCUGUUCCAAAACCAAACGCCUUCGCUCAUGUACUUGAAGCCGGAGCUUUGCUUGGAUCUUUCCAUUCAGAGCCGUUGUCCGUCCAAUUUCGUCCUCAAUGAGCAGUUUCUCUAUUGGCUGGCCUGGGGCUUAAGCCGGCUGGCCAAAAUGGCUGCAGAGGAAAGUCUGGAGUUUCCGGAAAAGGAGUUUCAGUGUGGAAAAACGACUUUUUCUGAAGACACCAAAGAGCGUCUGGGUGACAUGUUGGAUUCGAUAAUAGCCGAUAAUUCCAAUGUGCUGAGCCUGACUGGGCGGAGCGUGAAAGUUUCUGUCAGAGGAAAUGUGGAGAAGAUGAUUAAUGGGAGUUUUCAGACAAUUGCGCAGUAUACAAACGGAAAACUCACUCCCGAGCCUGGAAAGCAAAUUGACCCCAUUAGGGCUUUUUACAGAAUAGGAAUUACUCAUGCGAUUCCUUGGUCGUUUAAGGUACAGAAUCCGCAAACUGGCGAAUUCUACUGGACAGGAUAUUGCGCCGAUUUCGCGCAGAAAAUUUCGGAAGUCAUGAACUUUGACUAUGUGUUUGUGGAACCGGCAACUGGAACUUUUGGGGAAAAAGUGAAUGGCACUUGGGAUGGUAUAGUGGGAGAUUUGGCCGUUGGGGAAACUGAUAUUGCCAUUACGGCGGUCAUUAUGACGGCCGAUAAGGAAGAAGUCAUCGACUUUGUGGCUCCAUAUUACGAGCAAACAGGAAUAACUAUAGUGAUGAGGAAGCCAGUCCGGAAGACCUCACUGUUCAAAUUCAUGACCGUUCUGAAGCUGGAAGUUUGGCUCAGUAUAGUCGGGGCUCUGAUCGUUACUGGUUUCAUGAUAUGGUUUCUAGACAAAUAUUCCCCAUACAGUGCCAGGAAUAACCGAAAAGCCUAUCCAUAUCCAUGCAGAUGCUGACUUUGCGUUCAUUCACGACUCCAGCGAAAUCAAGUAUGAAAUCAGCAAAAAUUGUAACCUCACUGAAGUUGGGGAAGUUUUUGCUGAAAAACCGUAUGCGGUUGCUGUUCAGCAAGGCAGCCAUUUGCAGGACGACUUAAGUAAAGUGAUAUUGGAUUUGCAAAAAGAUCGAUUUUUCGAGCAACUUCAAGCCAAAUAUUGGAACGAUUCCGCAAAAGGAGACUGCCCAAGUACUGACGACAAUGAAGGAAUAACUUUGGAGAGUUUAGGUGGAGUGUUUAUAGCGACACUUUUCGGUCUCGCUUUAGCCAUGAUCACACUAGCCGGCGAAGUGUUGUAUUAUCGACGCAAAAGGAAAAAAAUUAAGCCCAAAAAGCGGAAGGCAAAGUCCAAGAACUUGCCACUCAAUACGGCUGGAUUGAAACUGUCCAAGUUGGAUGGACAAAGUGUGGACAUGUUCAAUGUGAAUAAGACUGUCACCAUUGGUACCACGUUUAAGCCGGUGAAUUUGAAGGAGAACCUGACUAAAGAGAUGGAAACGGUGCACAUUUCGCACAUUUCCUUGUAUCCUAAGGCCAGGAAUAGGAUUCCUCGAGUUGAAUAGUUGAAUGCGUUUUAUUAUAGUGGUGGUCCAUUUCAACAAGAUUUAGAAAACAGCACACAUGCAUUUGUAGUCAGCUGCACAAGGGCCAAAUCUGUCUACAAAUUAAAACCUCUAAACAUUU
Molecule: messenger RNA, 2876 nt
Organism: Dendroctonus ponderosae (mountain pine beetle)
Lineage: Eukaryota; Metazoa; Arthropoda; Insecta; Coleoptera; Curculionidae
Product: ionotropic receptor 25a
Biological process (GO): modulation of chemical synaptic transmission; monoatomic ion transport; synaptic transmission, glutamatergic
Cellular component (GO): postsynaptic membrane; plasma membrane
Molecular function (GO): glutamate-gated receptor activity; transmitter-gated monoatomic ion channel activity involved in regulation of postsynaptic membrane potential
Source: RefSeq, a predicted model, not a curated record